AUGGAGUAUUUUAUAAAUCGCUCUGGCUUACGAUUGGCUUUCAAAAUAUCUGUAAAAUAUCCAGAUGACAAAAACAUUUAUAUUGUCCCUUCUAUGAAGCCUUCAGAAGUAUUUUUACUACCUGAUUUUAUACGCGAACACAUAAAUGCAAAUGUUUUUAUGCUUGAUUUAACAGGGAACGGACAAAGUCAAGGAGAGCACGGCCUUGCUGGGUAUGGGAGAGAUGCAGAUGAUAUAGAUGAUGCAGUUAAAUUUUUGGUCUUAAGAGGAUAUACAGUAUUAGGAAUUAUUGGAUGCUCGAGAUAUGGAACUAGCGCUAUUCACUAUGCAGCCUUAUAUGGUGAGGUCAAAACAAUUAUAGCAGUGGCUCCAAAAUAUCAUUUGAUUGAUUUUCCAGAAUUUAUACAAAGGAAUUUUGAGUCAAUUCGCAAUGGUAAUGAGGUUGUUUUUAUGGCUUUUGGAAGAGAAUGGAAAUUUAAUAAAGAAAUGAUGGAUGAGCUAAUAAACACAAAUAUGAAAGAUUAUUGUGAAAGAGCUAAAGGGGAUAUUUAUAUAAUUUAUGGAGAGCUUGAUGAGUACAUUCCCGUUUCAGAUGCGAGUGAUUAUGCAAGAGAAUUAAAAGAAAAAUGCAAAGGAUGUUAUGCUCUAAACUGUGACCAUUUUUUUAUGGGUGUUUUCGAUGAGGUGAUGGAGAUAAUUGAAAAAUUAUAUCUGAAAAUUAAAAACAUUUAUUAUUUAAAUUUUUCAAAAAUUAAUCUCUUUAAUUUAUUGAGCUAG
Molecule: messenger RNA, 777 nt
Organism: Blepharisma stoltei
Lineage: Eukaryota; Ciliophora; Heterotrichea; Heterotrichida; Blepharismidae
Source: the annotation of a GenBank genome assembly